Mya arenaria is the source of this 5419-nucleotide messenger RNA. RefSeq lists its product as uncharacterized. The record is from RefSeq and is a predicted model, not a curated record. The transcript has 25 exons. Gene Ontology annotation, biological process: RNA processing. Bases 191 to 4111 code for a protein of 1306 amino acids. NCBI's taxonomy places the organism in Eukaryota, Metazoa, Mollusca, Bivalvia, Myida, Myidae. Gene Ontology annotation, molecular function: RNA nuclease activity; RNA binding; protein binding.
UAACCACUGCGUUUCAACCUUUCUAAACAUUUCAGUUUUCUUUAAUACGGAGUAUGACUUGAAUUAGAUUGUAUGUGGACUUUUGAUUUUUCAAAUAUAUCUUAGAUGAGUUGUUAAGCUCCGAAUUGAGAAGGCUCAUUAUUUAAGGAGCUUCCUUAUUUACAAACUGUUGGAAUCAUACACAUUACCGAUGGCGUCUUUCCAUGACAACAUCCGGCCGCCUCCGAGCCAGCAGUUAGUGUCCGGGGACUCAAAAACCGAGCCGCCUUUCCUCGAGAACGCGGAAAGCUCAGUAUUAGCUAAAGAAACUCCACUGACAGCCAACGACCAGAACUCCGUGAACGAAAGCCCCGAGUCACCGAUUGACAUGGACCGGGAACCACCGGGGAUGACGUCACCGAUAGAUACAGGCGACCGGAAGUCAGAGGAGGAUGUGAUGCCUCCGGCAAUUGAUGGCCAGGGAGAGGAGAGACAAGGAGGGACGAACCAAAGCGCAGUGGCGCAACUCAUUGAUCGGGGAGAGUCUGCCGAACUGGAAACAACGGUCCGGUCCGAAAUACGAGGGAAUGAUACACCCAAACGCGGAUCUGGACGUGCUGGUAGCCCGCAUAACGCGGAUGACGGCGGCUGGCUGACACACCGGACACGAGGAAGCAAUGAGAAACAGAAACAGAGUGAGAAAGGCGGCCGGGUGCCGAGAGCGAUCUUGCAAAAACCCAAAGAGAGUCGAAACACGACGCCACGUGUUGUGCCAGACCCACUCUCCAUCAGUCUAGUGUUACAGAACGGGCGGAUACCGGCCGCCAAGCAGCAGUCCACGCUCUUCCGGGACAACAAGCAACCGAAGGCCUCCCCACGAGUCCAGGACGCCCAGAAUAAGGGGAAGACUGGUCGGGGCGAGCGUGAGUCACCGCUCCCGAACAAGGGAACCAAGCCUUAUCGAUCGGUUUUACAGACAACACUACGCGGUGAUGCACCUAGAACCCGGAAAGAAAAGGGCAAGACACAGAAACCAAAGUUGUCGAAAAGCGAGUGCCACUACGUCCGCCUGUGUAAGAUGGUUUCACGGGUGGGGUCGGACCUUUUACGCCUCGUGCUGUACCGUUACCUGGAGUCACAGCAGCCAUCCCGCCGCCUACCGCAGUUCCUCGCCACUAACCGCCGCCGCCUCCUUGGCCUCCAGCCAACGAAUAGCCUUUUACAGAAAAGGUGGGCUGUAUUGUUCCCGGAGGACGAAUCAAAAGCCAGUCUUGAGCAAUUCGACUCCGCCCUUCUCUUCUUCCUCCUCAGAUAUAUCUGUAACCUCAGGCGUCAUAACGACUUUCUCUGGAAGCGGAAGCCAGCUGCUGACGACUUAACGGAGGCGGGGGAGAUCGCGCGUCUCCGAGACAUCCGGAACUUCCUCGUCAACCUCUCCUGCCCUGCCCUGUAUGAGGACGAGUUUGACCGGAAAGUGCACGAACUCAAACAGGUAACGUUGCGUGUAUGCGGGGAAAGGCGGGCGGACGAACUUUUGCGCGUGCUGGAUGAGAUGCGGACGGAAGCGGUCCGAUUUCCGGAGCGCGACCAGUACCUCGACGCUCUCAACCAGUGGGCGGACGAAACUGGCGAUCGACAUAUAGCUCCCGCUCAACAAGCUGGGGAGACAACUCGUGAGAGAAUACAAAUUACGCGGCGGUUCCUUGAGCAUCACCGGAAUCCGCGCGUUUUCGUGAAAACGCGGGCCGUAACCCUGGCCAAGCAGAAACUCAUGAAGAACGGAUUCGUUAUCCUUAAAGGUAACAUCGGCGACGGUAAGACGACUGCGGCGGUGGCACUGCUGGUUUCACAGUUUGACGAAGACGAGUGCGCACUGCUGGCGGCCCCGGACCAAUGGUUGCAUGUCGAGCCGCGCGCCGUUUCAGCCGUUCUUGUGGACGACAUGCUAGGCAGCGGCUCCUUGGACGAGGACCGGCUCAAUGCUUGGGAGUCCAAAUUCGACUGGAUGUACGAGCGGUGCCAGGCGCGUGAGGGGCGGGCAGGGGUGCGGCUGGUGAUCACCGCCCGCCAUCACAUCCUGGACAAGUGCUGGCCCACCCUCAGCAAGUACAGACUCUUCGCCAGGGACAACAUUGUAGACUGCUCCUCGGCAGAGCUGACGUUUAUGGAAAAGCGGUCUAUGUUGGGGCGCCACAUUGUGGACACUGACGUUAUCGUCACUAAGACGGAGAUUGACAAGGCUGCGCGCGUUCACUCAUCGCGGCUCGGAUUCCCGCAAUGCUGCGCGCUCUUUGUCAGCCGGGAACAAUUUAUGCUCAAUGGAUCGCAGUUCUUUGAGCGACCCAUUGAGAUACUGUUCGAAGCCCUGGACCAGAUGUAUAACGGGGAUAAGUACGGCUACCUUGCCCUUGUUCUCCUCAUGUUCCAGAAAGACGCCAUAUUAUUUGUGGAUAAACUAAAGGAGUUCACGGAUGUGAAGUUCCGGGUGCGCGUGCUGGAUCUGGCGUUCCUGUGCAAAAUUCCAUUGAACGACCGAAUCAACACCUUCAUCAUCCAGGCUCUGCAGAACCAGUUGAGCAGUUUCGUGGACUACUACGCGGACCGAAAUUGCUACACGUUCGCGCACGAGAGCAUCAUGGAGUCGAUUACCGCGUCCUUCGGUGAGCGGCAUCCACAGGAAGUGCUGGAAGGUUGUGCGAUGCCGUUUCUGAUGGACUUUGUUGGGACGGACGGUGGGCUUGAAGAGCGACCAGAAGAGAUAUUCAUGAUGCGGGUACACAAACAAAACUUCCUCGUCCUCGCUAAGGUGUUCGUGCACAACAUAAUUGGUGGUGAGGCUAGGCGGAUAUCCCAGCACCGCGCCAUGAAGGACCCUCGAUUCCUCGAUUUUUUCUUCGACUAUCUCAAGGAUCAACCAGACAGUCGGAAGAUCAUCCUUGCGCAGGAUAAACACACCACGGACCCAAUGGACCAGAAGCGGAAAGUAGGUCUGCUCUACGGCGCAAUAGACCAGGACGUUUCCGACUUCUCCCUCGUCUCCGCCAUCCUCAAACUCGGUGCGCAUACAUCUAAUGAUAGUGGUCGGGAGCAGUGGUGUCGUGGGGAGCUGCAGGCUGCCUUGUGUCUUGCGGUUACGCGCGGCAGCUACGAGGUGUACAAGCUGCUGGCGGACGCCGGAGUCGAACUUCCGGACGCCCUGAUGGAGGAGGAGCAAUAUCUCGUGUCUGUGAACAUCGUCAGGGACAUCCUCUCCAGACGAUACUGGAGUGACGAGCAAAAGGACGUGGCGGUUGUUAAGGCAUCCCGGGGCCGGCACGCGGAGAGUCAUGAGGUGGUGACGCUUCUGCUUCAGGACUCUGCCUCCCCCAACUCCAUCCGUGCCGGAAGCACCGCUCUCUGUGAAGCAGUCAAGUCAGGCAAAUUAAAGAACGUUCAGCUUCUGUUGUCGAGCGGCUCGAGCGUGGAUGACCGUGACGGCUCCCAGCAGACGCCGCUACACCAUGCUACAGACUGGAACAACAUCGAGGUUAUUAAGGUGUUGUUAAAGAAGAACGCGGACGUGAACGCACGGGACGCGCUGGGUUUCACGCCGUUACUGGUUGCGGCGGGCUGGGGCCGCGAGACCGCCCUUGAGCUUCUGGUCGCGCGCCGCCCGAACGUGCUCGCCAUGGACGACCAAGAGAACACAAUCCUCCACAUCACCGCCGCAAACGGUCGAACAGCUGUCAUGAAGAUGAUGUUUGAUAAGUAUCCAAAGGAGAUGGAGUCUAUUUUAAUUGCACGAAAUCGCCACGGAUGGACACCUCUCGACUUUGCGCUCCGCUGCGGCCAUCUUGGUGUCACGCGACUCCUGAUAUCCACCAUUCUCCGGAAGACGGGCCUGAAGGCCGACGCGCGCACAUCAUCACGGACCUUCGUCCACACACGCUUCUUCGUCGUGAAGCUAGAGGACUUUAGCGCGGACGAGCGUUACCAGUACCGCUUCCUGAGCGAAGGAGUAGGCCGCACAUGCUUCCAAAUGCCGCGCUGCACAUGGUUCAUUCAGGCUGGAAAUAGAGACGAGUACGAGGAGGUGCGCCUCUUCGCCCUCAAGUACGAGAACAAACUACGACAGUGCUUAGCUAAAUCUUAGUCUGUAUUUUGUUAGUGACUGGUAAAUGCUUUCAAAUGUUCGAAUAUACGUUUCGCCACAUUAGGCCCAAAGAGCAUCAAAGAUUCCGUUAAAACUCUAGUCCCUACAGGUAUGUGUGUGCAUCUUUGUCAAUAGUGUUUCUGAGUUUCUGAGUUUCAUUUCUAAUAAGGGUGGCAAGUUGCCAUGGUAACCAAGACAACAAACAAGAUGGCUGCCAUUAUAAAUAUCUAAGCAUAUUUAUUGUGUAUGACUGAUCUUAAUAUAUUUAUUCUAAUUAUUUAGCACAACCAUGUAUUGACUUAACUGCGUGUAGUUAGUUACGUGGUGUUCUCGGUCCGCACCAUGUGUUAGAAAUUUAUGCCACCAUUUCCAUAUACUACCAGACUUUACCAAGCAUUACAACUGGUAUAUAACUGUUGAAAACCUAAAUUGUUGACAACUUAAAUAAUUCAUUCACGGCCAUUAUUAUUUAAAUCAUCAAAUUAUAUUAAUUGUUGUUGUUGUUGUUUCUUGUUGUUGUUUUAAAAAUGUAAAAGGAAUAGUAAACUUUACAUCCGAAUGAAGUGGUGUUGCAAUAUUGGCUGGUGUAUCUUCAGAAAUAUUGGCAUCCGUACAUAAAUUGCUGCAAAUAGUAAAGGCAAUACAUGUUGUGCUAAAUACAUAAAUUGCUGCAAAUAGUAAAGUCAAUACAUGUUGUGCUAAAUAAUUACACUUAAUAUAGUUUGACUAGUCAUGGGCUCAGAAAAUGGCGGCUUUCUUGGCUUUAGUCUUGAUUAACACAGUAACAUACAUGAUGCCAACUGUCCCGGCACCCUCGAAAAAAAGGAACUUUACCCAAAACAAAUGUACCCAGAAACGCUCUGGGCAAAGAAAACACACCACUACCUACAUGCUCUGUACUCAAAACGCUAUGUACGUGUUAAAUAUGACUAUGUGUAUAGUAUUAAUCAUGGUUGUGGCCUAGGACUGCUUUUAGGAAAACAAUAUAAAGCAAAGUUGUAAUAAAGGAUGAACAUAUCAACUUUGCUUGUGACAUUUGCUGAAAUGCUCUUUUUUUCAAACAUGAUGAGGUAAACUAAGAAGCAUCACUCAUUUCCCUAAACACACUAUAUACAGUGCAGUGCCGAAAGGGAGUGAACAUUUAACAGCUCUUUCGUCAAACAAACAAGUAAAACUUUAAGGAAAUUGUUACCCGUAAAAUAACUGGAGGCUAAUGAUUAAGUAAUGCUGCCAAUCGGGACCAGCAGAUGUCAAAUGCAACAACAAACAGCAAAAAAUAAAAUACAUCAGCAACCCCAUAACUGCGUU